Messenger RNA from Nomia melanderi (Alkali bee), 3229 nucleotides. The record is from RefSeq and is a predicted model, not a curated record. Lineage: Eukaryota; Metazoa; Arthropoda; Insecta; Hymenoptera; Halictidae.
UCCGACAGUGCUGCCGCCUAGCAGUAAAAGGCCGCAUAAUUUGUCGCCUCCAUUUUAUCUUGUCGAACCAAGCUUAGCCAUUACAUAUCCAACGCGUUACCAGUUCGUUAGAGUGUCGUUUAAUUCGUGAAUAUGUUUUAAAAGUACGCCUUCCGCUUGGACUAAUUCGUGAGGGCGAGGCUACAGCGUCGGAGAAGAAACAGCAGCCAUUUCAGCAACAGCCACAACUCGGAGUGAGCUUGAUGGCAAACAUGGCAUGGCAAUAUCCCUCGCCAAACAAUAUACACAACAUGUUUCCUCCAUAUUCGGGGCAAUUGUAUGGACCUGGAUAUCAAGGUGUACCUCAUCAGGGGCAAAUAUUUAAUUAUUAUCAUACAAUGAUGCCUGGGUAUGGACAACCUUUUACUCCACAGCAGAUACAACAGCAGCAGCAGCAGCAUCAACAACAGCAGCAACAGCAACAGCAGCAGCAGCAGCAACAACAGCAGGGAAGCAAUCAAGGGAAACAACUUCAUCAACAGCCUCCUGUACCUGGGACACCAAUGUCUCUGGAGGAUGAGUCUGACCUUCCUCCUCUUCCACCUGGACCACCUCCAUCCGUACCACAAUCUCAACCACAUAACAAUCAAGUGCAACAAACUAUGCAGCCCCAUCCAGGAUACAUGUAUAACUCUUUUCCUUAUGGUAGCUGGAAUGGAAUGCAUAGUGACAUGUCUCAAUACAAUAAUCAAAUUCGUUUUAAUGUUCAAAACAAGAAGAAUGGUUUGACAUUCACUCCGUCUGGCAAUAGUGGGGCUGCAAAGAAAAAACGUAAGCGGAACAAAAACUUAGCGGCACAAUUCAACAAUAGUUUUCAGGGGAACAAUCCCACAACCACUUUCGUACCGGGUCCCAAUUUGAAGACAGAACUACCACCUCUACUCCCCGCGCAGCGCGAGGUUGCAGCUCCUCCUCCACCAACAGAAGAAUCCCCUGCUUCUCCUAAACCUGCUACUACUACCGUUAACACAACUCCUAGUGCUGGCACGCCGGCGAUAGGUACCCCCUCUGUUGUGACAACCCCGAGUCCAGUUGGAGAUUGGCCUGACAGUUUGAAGAACUAUGUUAAUCGAUGCUACGAAAAGUGCAAAACGGCGGUGGACAAGGAUCAAGUUGAAAUUAUAUUAAAAGGAAAGAUUACGCGCGCUGCGAAUGAUGGCUCGCUAUGGGUGAAGGAUUGGGACCAAGAACCUUUACCUAGCAUCCACAGCGAACGCAUGACAAUGACCAUCAAACCUCAGAAACCGGCGUUAAAGUUGAACAAUUUGGCAAAUCCACUGAUCACUGCACAGGGAGGCUUGCGCAAGCCAGGCCUCUCUACUUCUCUUGGGGCUCGGCUUGGUGCGCGUCUCUCUGUCAGUCACAAACGGUCGAGGUCAAGGUCGAGGACUAGAUCUAGAUCAAGAUCAAGAUCCAGAUCGAUAUCAAGAUCGAGGUCGAGAUCGAAAUCGAGGUCGAGGUCGCGUUCGAACACACGUAGCCCACCGUCCCGAAAGUACAGACGUAGCACAUCGUCAUCGUCCAACGUUAGUGACCGGGAAUACGAUUACAAAUCAUUAAAGACGAAAAAAUCUUCUAAAAACAAACAAAACCACAGCAGCAAGAAAGCAAAGAAGACUAAACAGAUGAAAUCACAUUUCUAUUCAGAAUUUGGUUUAGCUACAGGAAACACCGAGGAACUGGGAUCCAAGGAGAAACUACAGCAACGCGCAGCAAGAUUUAACGACAGUAUUUCCAGGACCGUCAGCAAUGGUGUUAAAGAUGAUUCUUCAGCAGAAUUUGAUUUAACUGGUCUUCACAUUGUUGGAACCUGCAAGGAUAUAGAAAAACCCUAUUUGCGGCUAACAUCUGCUCCAGCUCCCUCCGCUGUACGACCGGUAAGUGUACUCCAAAAUUCUUUGGUACAUGUCAAGAAGCGUUGGGUGGCUGAUCAAGACUAUAGAUAUGCUUGUGAUCAACUUAAAUCCAUUCGUCAAGAUCUUACCGUCCAAGGUAUUAGAGAUGCAUUUACAGUCCAUGUGUACGAGACGCAUGCCCGUGUAGCUCUAGAAAAAGGCGAUCAUGAAGAAUUCAAUCAAUGUCAGACACAGUUAAGGAUGCUGUAUCAAGAUGUCGGCGGAGAAAAUCGGUGUGAAUUUAUCGCAUACCGAAUAUUGUAUUAUAUUUUCACAAAGAAUACGCAAGAUUUGACAACGAUUUUAGCCGCUUUAUCGAAAGAAGACAAAAACGAUGAAUGUAUAAAGCAUGCAUUGAAAGUACGUUCGGCUUGGUGGCUGGGCAACUUCCAUGCCUUCUUCAAACUAUACGCUGUCGCGCCAAGAAUGGCGGCCUUCCUGAUGGAUUGGUUUGCUGCAAGAGAACGCAAGAAUGCAUUAAAGUGCAUGAUAAAGUCGUACGUACUAAACAUUUUGUUAAUCAUUAUCCAUUUAUAUUUGUUAAACUAUAUCCAAACAGUAUUUGCUAAUAUUAUGCAAACAGUAGUAUCAUUAAUGGACAACAAUCUUUUGCAGAUCAUAUUUCACAAUUUCCUCUUUAUGUCAUCUUCAGAUAAUCGAUAUUGAUUUUUUUUAUAUAUUUUACAUAUCUAGUAGAUAGUCGAUUUUAAAUACAUUAGCGUAGUAGUUGCAUAUCAUUAGUGAAGUCAUAAAAUUUUACGCUUCCUUUACAGCAUAGAUAUAAAUAAAUUGAACGCAGUGUCAUUAAUUGUCAAAAAUAUUUUCAUAUCUCUGUUGGAAAUAUAUUUCUCAUUAUUCUAAUUAUUGACUUGUGGAAUUUAUCAAUUUGUAAAAGUUAUACAGGGAUUCGUAGUUGUAUGGAGAACGAUGGAAGAUUGAGCAAUUUUUUUUGUCAUUUAUAUAAUCAUGUAUAGAUUUCUGUUACAGGACAUCGUAGCUGAAAAAUAAUUACUUUUUAUAUAUAUAUAUAUACAUAUAUAUAUACACAUACAUAUUCAAUUACUACUUCUCAUUAAUAUAAUUUGUAAUGUACAUACAGUUCACGCACAAUUGUCUAAUGAUACAUUUCUUCUACUGUUUAGCUACCGGCAAAAUUUGGCGGUUGAUUUCGUCGUGGCAGAAUUGGCCUUUGAAUCUUUGGACAAGUUUUAUGAAUUUGUCAAUGAAUUCGGGUUGGUUUAUGCUGAUCCUGAACAACAGCUAAUCGACUGCAAGACAAGCAGUGGUUCUCUAGG